AUGUAUUCCACAAUCUUUUCACGCGCAGGAGUAGCCCUCUUACUGGGCAGCAGCAGUUUGGUAUCUGCUCUUACCGUAGAUCUCGAUUCACCACAAUCAAUAAAAGACACAGCUGCAACGAUCGCAUACGACAUGAUGUCCUACUAUAAGGGAAACCAGAGUGGAGGGAUCAUUGGCGUGUUACCUGGGCCUCCACCGGACCCCCCAACCGGGUAUUACUGGUGGGAAUCUGGUGCGAUGUGGGGGACUAUUAUCGAAUACUGGCACUACACAAACGACUCCUCGUAUAAUGCUGUUGCGGCCGCAGGCAUAGAAGCACAGGUGGGAGAGAACCUGGAUAUGAUGCCGAAAAAUUGGUCACAGUCCAUGGGUAAUGACGAUCAGGCUUUCUGGGGAAUGACAGCUAUGCUGGCUGCCGAAUACAAAUUUCAGGAUCCGCCCCCAACGUCUCCUGGAUGGCUAGCUCUUGCUCAAGCGGUUUUCAAUACGCAGGCUAUUCGACCAGAUCCGCCUUGUGGUGGAGGCUUGCGCUGGCAGGUAUAUCCAUACCUUACUGGAUACGAUUACAAGAACUCCAUUGCCAACGGCUGUUUCUUCAAUAUCGGGGCUCGGCUGGCCAAAUAUACGUCCAAUGAUACGUAUGCCGUACAUGCGACUAAAGCCUGGGAUUGGAUUACAUCUGUUGGAUUGAUGGAUCACGACUAUAACGUCUAUGAUGGUGCUCAUAUAGGGACCAACUGCACUGAUAUCAACAGGGUUCAAUUCUCAUACAACUCGGCCGUUUGGCUGUUGGGAGCUGCAAAUAUGUACAAUUAUACGAAUGGAAGCGCCAUCUGGGAAGAACGCGUAAAUGGCCUGCUCAACCGAACCCUCAACCUGUUUUUCCCUGACAACAUCGCCUACGAAAUCUCUUGCGAGCCCAAAUUAUCGUGCACGACCGACAUGUUUAGCUUCAAAGCCUAUCUCACCCGGUGGCUCGCCUCCACUAUUAUGGUCGCACCAUACACCCGCGAACUCAUCAUGCCCAAACUCCGCGCCUCUGCCAUCGCUGCAGCCAAACAAUGCUCAGGCGACGCCAAUGGACGCACCUGCGGCUUAAGUUGGUCCAAAGGUACAGUGUGGGAUGGCACGAAGGGCGUAGGCCAGCAGAUGGGUGCUAUGUCUGCCAUAUUCGUUAACCUGCUGGAUCAUGUUUAUGUUCCCCCGCCAGUCACGAAUAGCACUGGUGGAACGAGUGUAGGCAAUAAUAAUGCGGGAAGUCAGAGUGUGGCUGAUCCAGAGGCGUUGAAACCUGCUACUCAAGGCGACAAAGUCGGUGCGGGAAUUCUUACAACCAUUGUGUUGGUUGGUGCUACGGGGAUGUUUGGGUGGAUGAGCAUUUAA
Venustampulla echinocandica is the source of this 1383-nucleotide messenger RNA. RefSeq names its product Mannan endo-1,6-alpha-mannosidase. The record is from RefSeq and is a predicted model, not a curated record. Gene Ontology annotation, biological process: fungal-type cell wall biogenesis; carbohydrate catabolic process. Lineage: Eukaryota; Fungi; Ascomycota; Leotiomycetes; Helotiales; Pleuroascaceae. The coding region runs from base 1 to 1383 and encodes 460 amino acids. Gene Ontology annotation, molecular function: mannan endo-1,6-alpha-mannosidase activity. The transcript is spliced from 5 exons.